Messenger RNA from Colletotrichum karsti, 1536 nucleotides. Its product is annotated as pisatin demethylase. The record is from RefSeq and is a predicted model, not a curated record. Bases 1 to 1536 code for a protein of 511 amino acids. Gene Ontology annotation, molecular function: iron ion binding; heme binding; monooxygenase activity. NCBI's taxonomy places the organism in Eukaryota, Fungi, Ascomycota, Sordariomycetes, Glomerellales, Glomerellaceae. The transcript has 4 exons.
AUGGCGCUCCUAAGCUCGAUAUCAGGCCUGGCAACUCUGCCCAUCCUCGGCGGGCUGCUGUGCCUCUACUUCGUCGUCAACCGUCUCAUCGUCUUCGUCAAGUUGCGCAAGUUCGGCGGACCGCGGUGGACGGGCAUCACCCACUGGCCACACAGCAAGCAGAUCCUGGGAAACAAUGUUCACGAGUGGUACGCAGAGGUGAACGAGAAAUACGGCCCAAUCGCUCGCAUAGCACCAGGCAUCCUGAUGACAUCCUCCCCGGAGGUCUGGACACACGUGAACAAACACCCCGGCUACAAGCGCACCGACUGGUUCUACCACGCCGCCCGCGUCGAACACCGCCGAGACAACGUCUUCACGCAGACUGACAACGCAAAGCACGACAAGAGACGAAAACAAAUGGCCCCAGGCUACUCAGGCCGAGAAAACCUCGACCUCGAACCCGCCAUCGACGCCCGCGUAGCCGAACUCCUCGCCCUAAUCCGCCAAAACCACCUCUCCACCCCAUCCCACAUCGUCCCCAUGGACCUGGCCAAGAAAAUCCAGUACCUCACCCUCGACGUCAUCUCCGGCGUCGGGCUCGGCAAGACCUUCGGCAUGCUCCGCCACGACGCCGACGUCGACGCCUACAUCGCCUCCAACGACCAGGGCCUCACGGCCGCCAACGUGGCCCUCGCCCUCGGCGGGAGCUGGCUCGCGCAGGCGCCCGUCGUCGGCCGCCUCAUCGCCCCUUCGCCGGCUGACGGCACCGGCUUCGGGAAGAUGAUGGCGGCGUGUUUCCGCGCGGUGGAUGCGCGCGCGGAGGGCGAGACGGAGAAGAGGUCGGAUAUGCUCGCGUCCUUCAUCCGGCACGGGCUGAGCGGGGACGAGUUGCGGUCCGAGGCGCUGGAGCAGAUCAUUGCCGGGUCGGAUACGACGGCGGCGGCGAUGCGGGGGGCUUUGCUUGCGAUUAUGACGAACGCGCGGGUGUAUACGAAGCUCAGGCGCGAGAUUGACGAGGCUGUGAGGGACGGGCUUGCGCCAGGGCAGGGCGAGGGGCUGGUGUCGUUAGAGCAGACGAGGAAGAUGCCGUAUCUCCAGGCCGUGAUUCGCGAGGCGUUGAGGGUGAGGCCGCCGGUCGUGUGUCCUUUCCCGCGGGAUGUGCCGGCUGGAGGGGACACGAUUACGGUUGGUGGGGAGAGCGUGUUUGUGCCGGAGGGGGCUUGUAUUGCGUACUCUGCCAACGCGAUGCAUCGUAGCGAGGAGACGUAUGGGGAGGACGCGAAGGCGUUUCGUCCUGAGAGGUGGUUUGAGGAGGAUGAGGAGAAGCUUGCGGUUAUGAAGAGUGUGAAUGACAUGGUCUUUGGGUAUGGGAGGUUUGUGUGCUUGGGCAAGCCGGUUGCGCAGCUUGAGAUGGCAAAGACGAUCUUCGAGCAGCUACUACGCAACUUCGAGCUGGCGCUCAUCGAUCCCGCGCGUCCGUGGAAGGCUCACAAUGUCAUGGGGCUCUUCGUCAUCUCUGACAUGUGGGUGCAAGUUAUGGAGAGGACGGCAUGA